AUGGAUAGGGACAAGCUUGCGCAGUUGCUGCAGGCCAGCCAAGUCCCAAACACGGAACAGGUCAAAGCCGUCACGGCCAAUCUCCAAAAAAACUAUUACUCCAAGCCCGAGUCGCUCAUCUUGCUCGUCGAAAUCGCCCUCACUCACAAUGAUGCCGCCAUUCGACAGCUAGCAGCCGUCCAGGCCCUGCGGUUUGCCCCCAAGCACUGGGACAGUACUGCUCAAGAAAAGAAGCCUCUUGCUCGCUCGCAUUUGCUGGAGGGGGCUUUAAAGGAGAGCUUUGCGCCUGCCCGCCACGCUCUCGGCCGUCUGGUUGCCGGCUUGGUCGGCCUGGACAUGGAGAAUGGCGACGGCGACGAGUUCAUGAAGCAGGUUUUGCCGCUGAACAACAGUGACAAUAUCCAGUACAGAGAAGUUGGUUCCUACAUUCUCUUUUCCAUGUUGGAGGAGAAUCCCCAUCACUUCGAAGAGUACACUCAUCAGCUUCUCGAGCUGUUCCAAUCCCGCAUUGAGGACCCCGACAGCAAGGAAGUACGUAUCAACGUGGUUCAGGCUGUCGGUGCUAUCCUCAUGAACAUUGAACCUGACGAGGACCCUCAAGCCGUCGCGAUCGUCCAGAGCUUCAUUCCCAACAUGGUCAACCUUCUCAAGGUUACUGUUGAGGCCGAGGACGAGGAAAGCUACCAGACCAUUUUUGAAAUAUUCCACUCCUACCUCGCCUGCGACCCUAGCUUUCUGGCAACCCAUCUUCGAGACCUCUUGCGAUUCAUGAUGGAUCUUGGCGGCAACAAAAACGCCGAGGAUGACGCGCGCACCCAAGCUCUCAGCUGGCUCAUCCAGUGUGUGCAGUUCCGCCGAAUGAAGAUCCAAGGUAUGAAGGAUGUCGCCGCCGAGCUCAUGGUCAAGUCGAUGGAGAUUGUCACCGAGCUUGACGCUGAUGAAGAUGAGGAGGAUCUUACCCCUGCCCGCAGCGCCAUCAGCCUCAUCAACACCCUCGCCACCGAACUCCCCCCUCGUCUGGUUGUCGUGCCCAUGCUCGAGCAGUUUCCCGCCUACGCCGCCAACUCGGAGCCUGGCUACCGCAUGUCUGCUAUGCUCGCUCUUGGCAACGUGGCCGAGGGUGCCCCCGACUUCCUCUCCACCCAACUUCAACCCUUGCUGCCCACCGUCAUCAACUUGCUAUGUGACUCGGACAUUCAGGUUCGGCAUGCUGCCUUGGUCGGUUUGAUCCACCUGGCCGAGGAGAUGGCCGAUGAAAUGUCUCGCCAUCAUGAGGAAAUCAUCUCCGCCGUUUUGAGGAACCUGGAAUCCGCUUCGCAGGGCGCCACGGAUAAGAAGAACAUCAGGAUCGUCCGUUGCGCAUGCGGCGCUCUCGAUACCUUUGGCGAUUGCGUCGACACCAAGAUCAUGGCCAAGUACGGCCCGAAUCUCAUCGGACCCAUGAUUAAGCUUUUGGACCACGAGGAUUACGGCAUCAAAGCGGCUGCCGCUUCUGCUAUUGGCGCCAUUGCCUCGGCCAUGGACAAGGAGUUCCUGCCUUUCUUCGAGGGCGCCAUGAAGGCUCUCGGCCGCUUCGUCAUGCUGAAGGAGAGUAACGAGGCCAUGAGCCUGCGCAGUGCCACCUGCGACAGCUUGAGCCGCAUCGCAUUGGCAAUUGGGCCCGAGACGUUCCAGCCGUUUGUUAUGGAUCUCAUGAAGGCCAGCGAGGAGGCUCUCCACCUCGACAACCCUCGGCUGAAGGAGACGAGCUUCAUCCUGUGGUCCAACUUGUCCAAGGUCUAUGGUACCGAUUUCGACCACUUCCUCGAGGGCGUCUUCAAGGGCUUGUUUUCCUCAUUGGAGCUCGAAGAAGAGGAGAUUGAUUUGCCCGGCGUCGACCCCAGCCAGCUCGGUGAAGGUGCCAUCAUUGGCGGAAAGCGCGUCAAGCUCAAGGUCCCCAAUUCCCAAGAAGACGCCAUCAUCGCGGCUGGCGGCGAGGACGACUGGGAGGAUUUGGACGACCUCGCAAACCUCGGAGAGUUUGGUGCUGUUACUGCCGUGGCAAUGGAGCAGGAAAUUGCCAUCGACACCCUCGGCGACGUGAUUUCCAACUCGUGUGGCAGCAGCCACCUGGAAUCAUAUGUCGAGAAAGCCAUCGCCCAGGUCAUGCCGUUUGCCGAACACACGUACGAGGGCUGCCGCAAGAAUGCCGUAUCCACUCUGUGGCGCAUCUAUAGCCGUGUGUUCCAGGUGUGGGAAGAAGGGCCUGGACGCAAGUGGCAGCCUGGCAUGCCCCCGAACCCAGUCCCCCCUCAGUCGAUUGUCAAGAUCGGACAGGCAUUGCACAAGACGACGAUGGACAUCUGGACGGCUGACAGUGAUCGGACUGUGAUUACCGAGGUUAACCGCAACGUUGCCGCCACCCUCAAGUCGUGUGGCCCCGCCGUCUUGGCCGCCAAGGAGGGUAUGCUGCAAGAGCUGGUUUCCGUCAUCGGCUCUCUCAUCACCCGCUCACACCCUUGCCAACAAGACCUUGGGGCCGAGGACGAAGAGUACGAGGUUGACGCCGGCUCCUCAGAGUACGACUGGCUGGUUGUCGACACGGCCCUGGACGUCGUCGCCGGCCUAGCGGCUGCUCUGGGACCUCAGUUUGGCGAGCUGUGGAAGAUUUUCGAGAAGCCCGUGCUCAAGCUGGUCGCCUCGACCGAAGACGUCCACCGCUCCACCGCCGUCGGCACCAUUGCCGAGGUGGCCAAGUACACUGGAGAGGCCAUCAGCCCGUUCACAGAGUCUCUUGGUCAGAACCUGGUGCGCCGCUUGUCGGACCACGACAAACUUACCAAAUCCAACGCCGCCUACGCGCUCGGCCUGCUCAUCCUGAACUCGGCCGAGACCGGCAAGACGGUUCCCCUGUUUCCGCAGCUGUUUGAGAAGCUCGAGCCGAUGCUGUCGGUGCACGAGGUGCGAAUCACGGACAACGUGGCGGGCUGCCUGUGCCGCAUGAUGAUGAAGCACCCGGACGACGGCUUCAUCGCCCAGGCCCUGCCGCCGGUCGUAAACGUCCUGCCUCUGACGGAGGAUUACGAGGAGAACGAGCCCAUCUUCCAGUGCAUCUACAAGCUGUACGACCUGUCCAACCCCACUGUCCAGCAGCUGACGCCUCAGCUGUUGCGUGUUUUUGACGAGGUGCUGGGGGAGCCGGAGGAGCAGCUGGAGCAAGAUACCCGACAGAUGGUGCAGCGCAUGGUGCAAGCCCUACGAGGGUGA
Molecule: messenger RNA, 3246 nt
Organism: Ustilaginoidea virens
Lineage: Eukaryota; Fungi; Ascomycota; Sordariomycetes; Hypocreales; Clavicipitaceae
Exons: 3
Coding region: 1-3246 (1081 amino acids)
Biological process (GO): protein import into nucleus
Cellular component (GO): nucleus; cytoplasm
Molecular function (GO): nuclear import signal receptor activity
Source: RefSeq, a predicted model, not a curated record